AGCGUGAGACGCCCAAGCUAACAAAGCUAACAGCACUUAAAGCGAGCUUCGCUCCGAGGCAGCCAUGCCCAAGCGCAAGGCCAAUUGGUGGCCGCCAAGCAUCCUCUCGGACCCAGACGUGCUGAGCGUGGACGACGAGGGCCGCUUCGUGCUGUGCAAGAUCUGUCAUGUGCACUACGCUGUGCAUGGCGGCAAGAAACCCAAGCCUGUGAUUAUGAACUCGAAUUUCCGUACUCGCGCAUGGGACGUGCACAAGGAACGCACCAAUUCACAUCGUCUACAGAAGCAGCAGGAAAGGCUUCAGCAGGCCAAAGCACAGGCCCAACAACAGGAGGCAACAGCCACACAGGGACAGCAGCAGCAACAACAAGGACAAGCACAGCAGCCCGGGACUGAGCA
Molecule: messenger RNA, 399 nt
Organism: Phytophthora nicotianae INRA-310
Lineage: Eukaryota; Oomycota; Peronosporomycetes; Peronosporales; Peronosporaceae
Exons: 1
Coding region: 241-396 (51 amino acids)
Source: RefSeq, a predicted model, not a curated record